AGCAUCUUCUUUAUUUUCCUUCAAAUUUAAAACUGAUCUCCUCCGAUUUCUCUCUAUCUCUCAAUCUAAAUCCAAAAAUCUAUUGCCGCGAACAGUGAGAUGCAUAGCUCACUGGAGACGACGGCUUCGGCGACGAUUGAGCGACGAGAAUCAUCAGAGUCAAUGCUUGGGGACAAACUGGUACUAAAAGGGUUGAAAUUUUACGGUUUCCAUGGAGCCAUUCCUGAAGAAAGGACACUGGGACAGAUGUUUCUUGUUGACAUUGAUGCGUGGGUGAGUCUGAAGAAGGCCGGUGAAUCAGACAACUUAGCAGAUACAAUCAGCUAUGUCGACAUUUUCAGCCUAGCUAAGGAAAUUGUUGAAGGGUCACCAAGAAACCUUCUCGAGGCAGUCGCGGAACUCAUCGCCUCCAAAACGCUUGAGAAAUUCCCUCAGAUAAACGCUGUUCGAGUGAAGCUCUCGAAGCCAAAUGUUGCCCUUAUUAAGAGCACCAUUGAUUACUUAGGGCCGAAUCUUCUGAGAUACGUCAUCGAGCAGGCAACUCGCGGAGGGAAAUCGGUUGUGUCUCGCCGCAAAUUCUCUUCUUCGCAUUGUAAAUUUGAUGAGAGAGAAAGGUCUGUUCUGAUGGAGAAGAUGAAAUCGUCGACAAAUAGACGUCGUUUAUUGGCUUUUUUAGUGGCUAGCUCUCUGAGCUUCCAUCUUUGGGAAUUUACCAGGAGGCAAAAUGCUCGGCAUGAGGCCAAGAAGGUGCAGCUGGAUCCGAAGAGUUAAAUAGAAGAAAAGUACCUUUGUGUUUAGUUACUUUAUGUUGAUGCUUUGAACAGAGAAGAUAAAAUAUUCUAUGGCUA
This is a messenger RNA of Arabidopsis arenosa, 848 nucleotides long. Lineage: Eukaryota; Viridiplantae; Streptophyta; Magnoliopsida; Brassicales; Brassicaceae. The record is from the annotation of a GenBank genome assembly.